UCGAGGCCAGCCGCUGGCCCAGCAUCACGUCGCCCACCCACUGGCGUCAGCCUGGAUCAGCGCGUGCGCCCAACUCGGCUCCGCCCAGCACCUAGCGAAGGGCGACGCCAGGAGGAUAGGCCGGGGACGUGCGGCAUGCGGACUCGGUCUAGGCCCGGUGAUCUGGGAGAAGCCGAGGCUCGGGGCUGCGGGGGGCGGGGGCAAUGGCGGAGGAGCAGAAGCACUGUAGCCUGGAAUCACAACCCUGCUACAAGGCAGCCGCGGCGACUGCACAGCCUACGGUGCCUUCGUCGAAGACCGCGGAGGUCGCCCGAGAGUCAGCGGAGCCCGAAGACUACAAUAGCAAGUGCGUGUUCUGCCGGAUUGCAGGGCGGCAGGAGCCAGGCACCGAACUCCUGUAUUGUGAGAAUGAAGACCUAGUUUGCUUCAAAGAUAUCAAACCAGCAGCACCUCAUCAUUACCUUGUGGUGCCAAAGAAGCAUAUUGGAAACUGUAGAGACCUAAAGAAGGAGCAGAUAGAACUUGUUGAAAACAUGGUUACUGCUGGGAAAACCAUUCUUGAAAAGAAUAAUUUCACUGACUUCAAAAAUGCGAGGAUGGGUUUCCACGUGCCACCCUUCUGUUCCAUUUCCCACUUGCACCUUCACGUUCUGGCGCCAGUGGAUCAAUUUGGCUUCUUUUCAAAAUGGGUUUAUAGAGUGAAUUCAUACUGGUUCAUCACAUGCCACGUGAGUAGUGAUUUAUCAGACUCCUGUCUUCUGUGUCCACGAUGAUAAGGUGGCCUGUAGUUGCUGUGUCUGAAUAAUGAUCAAAUGGCUGAUUAUUUGAUUGAAAAACUAAGAACAUGAAAAUGACAACAGUGGAAGAUUUUCUUAAUCUUGGCUCAACAUAAACUAAUAUUUUGGUUCCUUUUAAUUCAGAUUACAAUGGUAAGGUUUGUUGGGUUUUAUAAGAGGCUAUUAUUGGGUAGCCUGAAAUCUUUUCUGAACAUCUGUUUCCUGGGAUCUGCGAUAUAGUUAUAUGAACACUUUGUCCUUGACUUUAAUGGUUACUUGUCUAAGAUUUAAGAUACUAAAUAUAAAAUCCCAUUAAAACAAAUUCUGUUAAUCAGGAAGGACUCUAUAUUAAAAUUUUUUCAAAUAUUUUCAUUUCUCACUAUAGUCAAUUAUAAUAUAUUAGGAAAAAUAAACUGGUAUAGAAAGUACUUUGUUGGAGUCUUUAUUACUAUGAAAGAGAAAAAGAAAUUGACUAUUUCUUGACAGUUCCAUAAUUUUGCACAUAAAAUUUAAAAAUAAAGAGUACUGAGCUACAGAGUGAUCUCUGAUCUUGAUGGGAAGAAUUUGUAUAUAUAUCACUUUUUACUCAGAUUUCAGUUUUCACUUCUUGAAGCCUGGAAUCUGUGUAAUAAAUUAGUCCUGAAAGCUAUAUAAUAUGUGUAAUGACUUCUAACAGUGACUUUGCAAUACCAGUUAAUUUGACUGUCUGAGGGAAUUCACUGUAACUGAAUUUUACUUGUAAGAAGUUGUGGGUAAGAAACAUAAACUGGUUAUAUUAAUUUAUUAAAACUGGCAGAAAUUGUUGCUUUAUGGCUUGUUUACUGUACCAAAGGAAAAUCAGAAUUAAAAAAUGAUCAGAGCUAGCUUUUAUCAUGGAAAUAGCCUGGUUUCAAAGUAGAGAUAGAAAGCCUUGGAUGAGAAAUUUUAUUUUAAUAACAGUGUUAAUUGUAUUGGUACAUAAUUUUGUGGGGCCUGCUUCUUUGGGAAUUGUCCUGUUGCUAAUCUGGACUCAUCAUAUCACUGUAGGAUAAAGAGGAGAGGCUGAAAGCUAAUGCUCUCUCGAGCCAGUGUCUAGUGAGUACUGUGACUGAGCGUGAGGAUUGAAGUGUUGAUGUUUGAAAUUGGCUAAGACGACUGGUCUUCUUUCUUAUUUUUUACAUGAUAUUAAACAUAGUUUUAAGUAAUGAAAUACUAAUUACAAUGUUUAGUUACAACAUCUGGAAUCACUGAUGUUCAGUUCAUUCUUUCAUUUUAUUCAUUCAGCAAAUAUUUGCUGAGCAUUGAACAUGCACCAGAUGUUGCCAGGAGUGGGAAAUACGGAAGUGAGAAAGGACUGCCUUUAGCUGCUCACACAAGGGUCAGAGAAAACCGAUGAUUACAGCUGAGUCUGUUAAGUGCUAAAAUGUCUGCAGAGGAGGCUGUGGGGAGGGAAAUCUUUUGUGAGCAGGUGGCAGUAGAAUUGAGUCUUUAAGACUCAAUGUUAGACAGGUAGGCAGUGGAACUUUAGAUUGAGAGACCCAGGUAUACUUUUCUUGUGUUCUUCUUCCAGUAUUAUUUACUUCACAGUUGAUAUGAAUGCCCAAGUUCCAUUUUAUUCACUAGAGGUGGAGAGAGGGAUCUGGGAGUAGUGGUAUGGAUCCUCCAAAUUAGAUUUACAAGUUAAAUCUUAACUGCGUUGUUAAGUAGCUUGCUGAGCACUUACAUAGAUCGGCAACUACAAGCUUUUAUAAAUCAGUUCACGUGUGAUACAGAAAGGGAAUAUUCAACAUGUAUGCCAUGUUGUACUAUGUGAAUUUGCAAUGAUAUAAUUGACAAUAUUAUGAUAAUAACAUUUAAUACUUAAGGAAUUUUCAAUGCCUUAUGAAUCUUUUUUAAAGAAGUGUUAGCCAGUUGUUUUAAUUUAUAUAGGUUUAUACUCUCUCACAGUAAAUUUUCCUUCUUUGUUGGAAACCCCUUGAAACUUUAUAUUUUUAGUGGCAGUUUUACCUAUAAAGGUUAAUAAUCAAAUUACUGCAAUUAAAAUUCACUUAGUCUUUUCAGUAGUUUAUGAAUUUGGUAGCUAUAGCUGUCUAUAACAUUAGCUCAACACAAAGCUAAUUUAAAACCUAUCUUAAACCCUGGCCAGGUGGCUCAGUUGGUUGGAGCAUUGUCCCAUGCACCAAAAGGUUGCGGGUUCGAUUCCCAAUUAGGGUACAUACCUGGGUUGCAGGUUUGACCCCUAGUCAGGGUGGGUACAGGAGACAACCAAAAGAUGUUUCUCUCUUUCUCUCCCCUGCCUUCCUCUCUCUCUCUAAUCAAUAGACAUAUCCUCGGGUGAGGAUUUAAACAAACAAAC
Artibeus jamaicensis (Jamaican fruit-eating bat) is the source of this 3111-nucleotide messenger RNA. It is a transcript of the gene HINT3, whose product is annotated as histidine triad nucleotide binding protein 3. Bases 204 to 773 code for a protein of 189 amino acids. Lineage: Eukaryota; Metazoa; Chordata; Mammalia; Chiroptera; Phyllostomidae. Gene Ontology annotation, molecular function: catalytic activity. The transcript has 6 exons. The record is from RefSeq and is a predicted model, not a curated record.